GCGGGGAGAAGCAGCGAGCGCUCAGCAGAGACCGGUUCGCAGCGAAUCGCAGCGAAUCGCAGCAGCCUACCAGCCUCACCCAACGCCCCCUCCACUCUCUUUCUCUUUGACUAUGGGAACCUCCGAGAAGAUACUGUCCGCCGUCUCGCCAGGCUCGUAGGGAAGGGGCAUUAUGUUGCGUAGCCUCCCCUCGCCCACUCGACCACAGACUACCCCCAACCCUCACUAUCAUCACCACCACCACCGCGACGACCAUUGCACCAGCAGUUAACACAGCCACCAUGAACGAAUCUCCGCCGACCCGUUCCCCAGCACUCCUUGCGACUGCCCGCGGCCGCCAGCUCCGGUCAACGUCCGAUACGUCCCCAACCCGCCAACGGAAGACCGACGAUAUCCUGUCCAACCUCACCCCGCGGACCGUGGUCGACGCCUUCCGGAACCCCUCGGGGUCGCUCAAGGCCUGCAUGCAAGCGGCGACCCCGGCCGAGCAGGCGUUUGCGCUGCGGGUUGCCAUUGCCUCGAACAGCAUCUAUGAAUGGCUGGAGGAGCUCUCUGCCUGGCCAUGGCCGGCAGGCGGGACCUCUGCGGGCUUCGAAAUCCCUACGGCGAAGACGGGCAGGCUCUUCCACUCCGGCAGCGAGCCCUCGGCGGACGAAGCCCCACGCCCAGACCAGGAAUACAUCGGAAGCCUCCCGGCCGCCGACGUCGCAAGAUAUGAGAGGCGGUUGGAUGAGAUCGCCCAGGGGCUGGAGGAGCUCGACAUCGAAGAGAUCAAGAGGCAGGUCUUGAACAACCACAUCAUGCCGCUGUCGCGCCCGGGGACUCCGGUAAUGGAUUCCAGUCGGUCCGCAACGUCCGCCCUUUCCUCUGUUGCGAUGCUGGACGACUUGGCCGCCUUGAUUACGGCCACCACUGUGCAGGCGCUGCCCAAUAUUUCCAAGCUAGCAAAGCUGAUGAAUACUUGGAAUUUUCGUCUGCUGGUGCUGCGGAAGAUUCCCGUCUUCUUGGCGUCCCUCACCGAUGCCGAGGUUGCCCUUCGAUCUGGCUGGAAUGCGAUCGGUCUUGACACAACCCCAGACCGCGCUGCCGGCAAUCUCCCAAACGGCACUGCAGGUACUGGACCCGCAACAUUGUCUCGGGAAGACUUUGAUGUCAUGAAGACCGUUCUCGGACGCAAAGUUGCCAAGGCCGGCCGCGAUUUGGAUUCAAUGCUUGACAUUCUUGAAGGGCAGCCGGACACGCUGCCAGAGGAAUGGAUCGACCGCUUGGAUGCGCUGGAACUCGGGUACAGCGAAUGGAGUGUGGCGGGCGAGAGAAAGGUCAAAGAGGCGGAUUUGGCUAGGUCGGCAAGCCAAGCCGCUCUGGAGCAGAACAGCUCUGAGCAGCCGGCGCCCCUGGAGCCAAAUCUCAGCGCGGGUGCAUCCUCUGCUACCAGCGGGUCUCUUACGUCGGCAUCUCCGAAAGCACAAGCACCGGAGGCGGCAACACCCCUGAACGGAAGCAGCACCCGAGCUCUUGGCCAUGCUGAGGUCCUGCCGCCAUUGAUCAAAAUUCACCCGACUGCAGAGGAGCACGAGCUUCAGCCGGAGGAUGACUGCCCCGAUACCGACGACGAGGAGCUCGCCCCAGGGGCGUAUGAUAGGGUCAGUAGCGUGCAACAGUCGGGCUCGCGCGGGUCAAGCCCCGCCGACACUGCCCACGAUUACCGCGGCGAGGAUGCCGCGGGCGCCGACGGAUCUCCGUCAAACUCUGAAAUCGAGCUGUCGGGCAUCUCGGAGCAUCAGGCACCUCCAUCCGAAUCUCGAGGUAGACGUGAUAGCGACGUGUCCCAGUCGUCGACCGUCAUGCAGGAAGCUUCAAGCAUCUUCACGGAUUCAUUCUCCAGUGACCUUGACCACGGCACUCCAGAACGCCCUCGGCAGCAGGCCACGGUUCGCGACGGUGACAUCUCCGGUUUUCCAUCUUUCCGUUCGAGUACCAGGUCGAUGUCGGUGAGCUUCAACGAUCAGCCCUCCGUCGCAGAGUUGCCGAGCUUCCCGAGUCCUCCAAGCACACCAACCAAGUCGGUGAUCUUGGAGGACGACGUCGCCACGGAACCCGACAGUCCUUCUGAAAUCAGCAUGCCGCGCUCAGACGACCAGCUUCAGCAGCAGAUCAGCGAGAUUUUGGAAUCGGUGCCCGCCAAGAUUCGGCUGACCGCGGAACCUCCCCCCGUCAACCUGAAUCCCCCGGACUUCAAGAUGCCGACGGCGCGGAAGAGCUCCCGGCCGGAUGCCAUCCCUCGCAGCCAAUCCAGCCUAUCCAUGAGAUCCGCCUAUUCCCGCUCUGGCACGCCGUCGUUUACCCUAGCCCCGGCCUACGGCCGCAGCUCGCGUCCGCGCCACCAGCGCACCAACCAGGAUAUCAAGCUGUACCACCUGUCACGCUCCAACGGCGAGGCCCCAAUCAAGCUUUUCAUCCGCUGCGUCGGUGAGCACGGCGAGCGCGUCAUGGUGCGCGUCGGUGGCGGCUGGGCCGAUCUCGGCGAGUACCUCAAGGAAUACGCCAGCCAUCACCUGCGCCGCUCCGCCGGCGGUGGCGUCGACGACGACAAGGUCGAAGUCAAAGACAUCCCGCGCACCGGCGCCGUACGCGCCGACUCCCCGCCCAGCCGACCCGCCUCGGCCCUUGACGUCUCCCACCACCACGCUCACUACCACAACUCUCCCGAAAGCCCGCUCAGAGUGCGCAAGACCAGACGCCCAACACAGCACUCCCACGAGGAUGCCAACGCGAGCAACAACAGCAAUAACGACACCGACGAGCCCUCCACAUCAACCGCGUGCCCCAAGACCCCGCUCGCCCCCGCCGGCCGACGCGACGCCACCCCGCCCUCGGACGGGUCCUCGCGCAGCCGCUCCAGCUCACGCUUCAACUGGCUUGACGACGACGGAGACUUGUCAGCACUGGGCAUGGCCGGCCCCCGAGCGAAGCACAUCGAGAUGAGCGAGGAGCGCCGGGCGUGGGUGGAGAGCGUCAAGGAGAAGGUCCGCAUUGCUAGUGGCGAGCGGAAAGUGUCGCUUCCGCUGGCCGGGGGCGCGCCGCCGUCGUUGCCGGGGAGUAUGGUUGCGGCGGGCGGCGGGGGUGGCGGACCCGGACAAGGGCAGCCGCAGGGGCUGGAGGCGAGUCUGAUGGACCGCGACAAGGGAGGGGCUGUCUUUGGGGAGAUGGGCAAGGUGGGGAGUACGAAGAGGCUGUUUAGACGGGGGUAGAAGUAGGCGCUUGUUUUUCAGGGGAAGGGGUGUCUGGUUCCUCCGUUUGCACGGGUGGGACGGGUUCUCAGGUGCUGGUGCUGGUACUGGACUUGUUAGGAGGCACCGGAGUAUCGGAGUAUUCGGCCAUGGCGUGUGGCUGUGGCGCCUUGGGGGUA
This is a messenger RNA of Thermothielavioides terrestris NRRL 8126, 3409 nucleotides long. RefSeq lists its product as uncharacterized. NCBI's taxonomy places the organism in Eukaryota, Fungi, Ascomycota, Sordariomycetes, Sordariales, Chaetomiaceae. Gene Ontology annotation, molecular function: microtubule binding. Bases 282 to 3251 code for a protein of 989 amino acids. The transcript has a single exon. The record is from RefSeq and is a predicted model, not a curated record.